Molecule: messenger RNA, 8673 nt
Organism: Diceros bicornis minor
Lineage: Eukaryota; Metazoa; Chordata; Mammalia; Perissodactyla; Rhinocerotidae
Gene: ARHGAP26
Product: Rho GTPase activating protein 26
Exons: 23
Coding region: 365-2812 (815 amino acids)
Biological process (GO): signal transduction
Cellular component (GO): cytoplasm
Molecular function (GO): GTPase activator activity; protein binding
Source: RefSeq, a predicted model, not a curated record
GGGGCGGCCGAGGCUGCUGUGAGAGGGCGCUCGAGGCUGCUGGAGAGCGAACAGGCGAAGGAGGCGGGGAGGCGGCGGCCGCGCUCGCUCGCUUCCCGGCGCCGCUGCGGGUCCGCCGCUGCGCUUCCUACUCGCCUGCCGCUCCGCUGCUCGCCGCCGGAGCAGCCGCCCAGCGGCCGGGUCCCGGCUCGGUUCGGAGUCUUCCGCGUCCGCCGACUCUGAGCGGAGGGCGAGCCGGCGCCACACCUGUGGAGCCGGCGGCCGUCGGGGGUGCCGGCCGAAGUCCCGCCGCGUGCGUGCUCGGGACUGCAGGCCGGCCGGGCCCCGGGCUAGGCGCACCCCCUGGCUGGGCGCCGCGGGCACCAUGGGGCUCCCCGCACUAGAAUUCAGCGACUGCUGCCUCGACAGCCCGCACUUCCGAGAGACUCUCAAGUCGCACGAAGCGGAGCUGGACAAGACCAACAAAUUCAUCAAGGAGCUCAUCAAGGACGGGAAGUCACUCAUCAGCGCGCUCAAGAAUUUGUCUUCAGCAAAGCGGAAAUUUGCAGAUUCCUUAAAUGAAUUUAAAUUUCAGUGCAUAGGAGAUGCAGAAACAGAUGAUGAAAUGUGUAUAGCAAAGUCUUUGCAGGAGUUUGCCACUGUCCUCAGGAAUCUUGAAGAUGAACGGAUACGGAUGAUUGAGAAUGCCAGUGAGGUGCUCAUCACUCCCUUGGAGAAGUUUCGAAAGGAGCAGAUUGGGGCUGCCAAGGAAGCCAAAAAGAAGUAUGACAAGGAGACAGAGAAGUAUUGUGGCAUCUUAGAAAAACACUUGAAUUUGUCUUCCAAAAAGAAAGAAUCUCAGCUUCAGGAGGCAGACAGCCAAGUGGACCUGGUUCGGCAGCAUUUCUAUGAAGUAUCCCUGGAGUAUGUCUUCAAGGUGCAGGAAGUCCAAGAGAGAAAGAUGUUUGAGUUUGUGGAACCUCUACUGGCAUUCUUGCAAGGACUCUUCACUUUCUAUCACCACGGUUAUGAACUGGCCAAGGAUUUCGGCGACUUCAAGACACAGUUGACCAUUAGCAUACAGAACACAAGAAAUCGCUUUGAAGGCACCAGGUCAGAAGUGGAAUCAUUGAUGAAAAAGAUGAAGGAGAAUCCACUCGAGCACAAGACCAUCAGUCCCUAUACCAUGGAAGGGUACCUCUACGUGCAGGAGAAACGUCACUUUGGAACUUCUUGGGUGAAGCACUACUGUACAUAUCAACGAGAUUCCAAACAAAUCACCAUGGUACCAUUUGACCAAAAGUCAGGAGGAAAGGGGGGAGAAGAUGAAUCAGUCACCCUGAAAUCUUGCACACGGCGGAAAACAGACUCUAUUGAGAAGAGGUUUUGCUUUGACGUAGAAGCAGUAGACAGGCCAGGGCUUAUCACCAUGCAGGCGUUGUCAGAAGAGGACCGGAGGCUCUGGAUGGAAGCCAUGGAUGGCCGGGAACCUGUCUACAACUCAAACAAAGACAGUCAAAGCGAAGGGACUGCACAGUUGGACAGUAUUGGCUUCAGCAUAAUCAGGAAAUGCAUCCACGCUGUGGAAACCAGAGGGAUCAAUGAGCAAGGACUCUACCGAAUCGUGGGGGUCAAUUCCAGAGUGCAGAAGCUGCUGAGUGUCCUGAUGGAUCCCAAAACAGCUUCUGAAACAGAAACGGAUAUCUGUGCGGAAUGGGAGAUAAAGACCAUCACUAGUGCUUUGAAGACCUACCUAAGAAUGCUUCCAGGACCACUCAUGAUGUACCAGUUUCAAAGAAGUUUCAUCAAAGCAGCAAAACUGGAGAACCAGGAGUCUCGUGUCUCUGAAAUCCACAGCCUUGUUCAUCGGCUGCCAGAGAAAAAUAGGCAGAUGUUACAGCUGCUAAUGAACCACUUGGCAAAUGUUGCUAACAACCAUAAGCAGAAUUUGAUGACGGUGGCAAACCUUGGCGUGGUGUUUGGACCCACCCUGCUGCGGCCUCAGGAAGAAACAGUAGCAGCCAUCAUGGAUAUCAAAUUUCAGAACAUUGUCAUUGAGAUCCUAAUAGAAAAUCAUGAAAAGAUAUUUAACACAGUGCCUGAUACACCUCUCACCAAUGCCCAGCUGCACCUGUCUCGGAAGAAAAGUGGUGACUCCAAGCCCCCGUCCUGCAGCGAGAGGCCCCUGACACUCUUCCACGCUGUGCAAUCAGCAGAAAAACAGGAACAAAGAAACAGCAUCAUCAACUCCAGUUUGGAAUCUGUCGUCUCAUCAAAUGCAAAUAGCAUCCUUAAUUCCAGCAGUAGUUUACAGCCCAACAUGAACUCCAGUGACCCAGACCUGGAUGUGCUGAAACCCACCCGGCCCAACUCACUCCCCCCGAAUCCAAGCCCAACUUCACCCCUCUCGCCUUCUUGGCCCAUGUUCUCGGCGCCAUCCAGCCCUAUGCCCACCUCAUCCACGUCCAGCGACUCAUCCCCCAUCAGGUCUGUUGCAGGGUUUGUUUGGUUUUCUGUUGCUGCCGUUGUUCUCUCAUUGGCUUGGUCCUCUUUUCAUGCAGUGUUCAACCUCCUCGUCAACUUUGUUCCCUGCCAUCCAAACCUGCACUUGCUUUUUGACAGGCCAGAAGAAGUGGUUCAUGAAGACUCCAGCACACCGUUCCGGAAGGCAAAAGCCUUGUAUGCCUGCAAAGCUGAACACGACUCAGAACUCUCAUUCACAGCAGGCACGGUCUUCGAUAAUGUUCAUCCAUCUCAGGAGCCUGGCUGGUUGGAGGGGACUCUGAAUGGAAAGACUGGCCUCAUCCCUGAAAACUACGUGGAGUUCCUCUAACCAUGGGCCCCAGCAGAACUGCUGAGCUUUCCGUGGUAUCCAUGACAACUGCUGAGUCCAGGGUUGUAGGCCAUUUCUCUUUGCCACUGAGAAAUGCAGGAUGACUGACUCUGCUGCUGCCUGUCAACACGAAUGUUUCUGUGAAGUCUGGUGUCACCCAUCCCCAUGAUCAUCUCAGCUGACGUGCGGUGGUACUGCAAGAAACAGAAGUAAAUCAGCAAUGGAGGCCAUUUGAUUUUGAUAACUGAGAGAAGGGCUUGCAAAGCCAUUUCUCUCAUUUAGCACCCUAAAUAGGGAGUGCUCAUUUUGUUUCAACAGUCAUCCAAAUCCCCAAGCUUCUGAAAAAGGAAGUAAGUGAGAUACAAGUAGUCCUCAAGAGCAUGCAGUGUAGCUAAGUCUGACAGGGCUGGGCAGACUCUGAGAUCCAGGCUGGGUCCAUUGCUUUUGUUUACAGUAGACACUCUCUCUACCCCACCUCUAAAGACUUGAGACUCACAGUGCUACAGGCAGUUGGGUCUGUUUGUUUGCAUGCAGGAUGGAGAGGGGUUACAGCACCGUUUACAUAAGAUCCAAUCUCUCACCAUCUCUAAAGCAGCCGUUGGCCCAGCGUCAGCAGAAUUCAGUCCAGUCCUCUCAUGCAAGGGAACACACACACCCCACGUCCCCCCCUCCUAUGCUAGGAACUUCUUUGCCACCAAGGGCUGCCAUCACCUCGUAACCACAGCAACCCAACAUACUCUAAAACCAAACCAAAAAAAUAACACACUCUCUUUGCAUGACUUAUUUUUUUCUCCCCCACUUUCGGUAGUUUUUUGAAUGGUUUUCCAACAACCUGAAGCAGAAGAUCAAGGAAUCAGAGUGGUCUACUUGGGGCAGACAGAAUAGCAGCUGGAAACUGUUCCCUCUCUGAUGAAUUUCAGCAGCAUCAGGAUACAUUGGAGCAAACUCGAGUAACCUCUUGAGCUUAAAUUACAUACAGGCUCAAUAUUUCUGUUCUUCCAUGUAACUAGUGUUUGCUUUCUAGAGGGCAAUGUGCUGCCUCCCAGCAGGUGACAUUCUCCCUUUGACUCGUUCCCUCAUGACCUCCUUCCUGAUUACCUGUCUCUUCCCUUCCCCUGCCUGCCUCUAGCCCAUCCCCCCGGGCAGUGCCCUGGGCUGCUGAGCACUGGUGCCCUGCCAGUUUUCAGGGAUGAUUCCUGGGCUAACCCUAUGGCCUGUAGUUGAAAAGGACAUGUAUGUUCACUGCCGCUCAGAAAAAGGGAAUUGUUUCUCAGCUUUUGAGGCGUGAGACUAAUAUCAUAAGCCAUUGUGAUUCAGGAGGACACCAAAAGGUUGGGGCAUGGAAGGUGGGAUGGGUACCUUCUCAGAAAGAGAAUUUCCUGGUCCAGAAGCGGCUAGGUCUUGUGGAAGACUGCCUUGGGCAGGGAAGUUUGGCCUGGACGUUUCACAUACACUUGGCCACCAAAGAACACAGGCCCCAGUGUCUUCCACAUUUGAAUGUCCUUGCAGGUGUGACUCUGGGCAGAUAAACUCCAAACUGAUGGACUGUCAAGCUCCCCGGAACCCCUGGGGAUGGCAGCGUUGCUCCAGAGUGUUUCCUGCUUCUGGAAUGCCUCUUUAGGGAAGUUUAAAGAAGAAAAGAAAAACUUGAAUUGUGUUGAAUUACUGUAUCUUUUACAUUUUUUUUGAAAAGAUAAACUUGUAAAUAGAGUGAUUUGAAAUACUAUAUGGCAAAGUUUUAUAUUUGAUAUUCUUUAAGCUAGUAGCUCCACACAUUUAAGCUUUGAUUGCUGAGCAAGUGUGAAUAAGAGGGAGAGAGAGGAGGCAAGGUUGGAGAGAGUCAAGGUCGUCCCUUCUCUGGCCUUGAGAAAGGAGAGGAUAUCUCUGCGUGCUCUCUGCUGGCUCUUGUUGGUGGGCAUGACACAUCGAUGGUGUUCAGUCUUCUUUAUUCAGAUGUGUUUUUGAGCAUUUCUUGGGCUUUGGAUUUGGAGAUAGGAAGAGCAUCUUCAGGCAAUGAAUUUUUCAAAGAACUCCUACUCGGUGGUAAGAUGAAGCUCAGGAUUGGAAUAGGUGGGGCCAAGGUUAGAGUUUUUUUUGUUUUUCUUCUCAGGUGUAUUUCUUGGUGCCCCAAGAUAUCAGGACAAAAGGAGAUGGGAUAAUUGCGUGCUCCUUAUAUCUGACUCUCCUGCACUUCUUCUAAGGCUUUAUAAAUGAGGCCAAGCUAGUUUGCAAAUGUUAUGUGUGUCUAAGUUCUAAGGAAAACUGGCUUCUUAGGAUCUUCGGUUCCCAGUAUGCUGCUGCUUCCCCUUUCCCUACACAUGUUUGUGCCCUUCUUGUCAUCUCAGAUUUCCUAUGACCCCGAAAUAAGAGAAAGACUCCAAAGAGAGGUGGAGAUUGUGCUGUUAUAGCUUUAUAGAUGGUUUUGAAGUUGAUAGGAGUUGUCAUUGUGAUUCAGUUCAUCAGCUCAAGGACUGCACGGCUGUCAUCCAGGAGCUCACCCUGCAGCAAGCGAGACACUACCACUGAAUCAGGGAACAAGGAUUAAGACUGGACAAGACCAAAACAGAAGUCAGGAGAGCUGUCAUUGGAAACCCAAGACAGGGAACGUACAGACAGGCUACACCUACUCCCGUGGACUUUGAACAGCUUGGGGACCUGUUCAAAGGGGCCUGAUGGGACAAGCAUACUCUCUACCACUGUGCUUCCCAAAUAGAAAGAGUGCAGCAUAAUGUUUUUAACACAUUUGACAUUUUAAAUUGUCACCCGCUCCAUUGGAACCUUAAGUAGAGCUGUCACAGAGGGGCAGAAGGCCCAGGCCCUGACUUUGGGAGUUCCUCACUGAAGCAUACCUGUGGACACUUGGCCCCGGCUUGACCACUUGGAAGCGUGUCCCUCCCUCCUCCGUUGGCUCUGAUUUGCAGCCAGAGGGAAAUGGAGCUCCUGCCAAUGGGAAUUUGUAGGCAGACCCCUUCUCAGCUUCCCUGUGGCCAUGCUGGGCCUGUGACAGAUGGCUGCUCUGUUUCCUUUCCCCAGCCAGGCUCACCUCCUCCCCAUUUGCUACAGAACUGGAGAAGCUCUGUGAGCCAACUAAUAAUAGGAAGGAAUUUGAAGACUAAAAAUAGAUUUUACUGUCUCCACUAUCUGUGCCCCCCCACCCUGAAUAGGGAAUUUUAGGGCAGAUUAGAGGAGUGAACUGGGUAUAGGAGUGGAAGACCAUUGACCAAGAUCCCUGAGCUUUCCCAGGAGCCUCGUGUUUCUUUUGUGAGGCCCUGGGGUCAGUUUGGCUUGCAGAACCUAAAUCUUUGGCUAUUAAGAUCAGUCUCUUCCCUCCUCCUUCAGGUACUCACAGAAUUCCAUAGCUACAGAAUGCCAUGCCGUGAGAAGAUAGCUAGUUUCAAAUCCCUGCCCCCAGGCAAGUAAAUUCCUGACUUGCUCAAGACUGAUGAUAUUCUCUUGUUUUUUCAAAAAUAAACAUAUAGGGUUGGACCCUGUAUGGCACCACCUUGCUUGGUAUCCUAUAAUUGGAGCCAGUUUUUAGCUUAGUGUUUUAGUAUUUCUACAGCCAUUAUGUAUUUUCUUCUGUCAGACCAAACUGUCUUUUUCAGCAUAAUUCCAGUUCAUCCCUCUUGCUGAGUGCUUUUUAGACAGAGAGGCAAAGAGAAAGAGAGAAAAUGAGCAAUCCAGUAUUGGCAGACCGGACAGAGCAUUAGCAGGACAGAGCCAUCCUAGUGACAAGGACAUUACAGGCAUUUGCUGGGACUGCACAGUUGUGUGUGCCAUACCUGUAUCUCAAAGGGAAGUCCUUCUGUCAACUGAGUUUGUCUCCUGAAAGUCACCAAAGGCUCUGUCUUGACUACAGAGACUCCAAAAGCCUCCAUGACCCCAUGACUGAGGGGUAGGGAGAAAGAAAGAAUAGGCUAAAGAUAACAUGAUCAAUUCUUCAUGACUGUCUAUUGGCACCUUUCAUCCUCUGGACCACCCGUUUUUAUAGACACAGGACUCCCAGGUACAACAGUUGCCAUCAUGGCAUCCACAGUUUGUCCUAGUAGUGAAUGUUUUAAGAGCGACUGUAUACCCAAGUAGGUAGCCAGCAUUGAAGAAACCAAACAGCCUCUUAGCUACCUGACUUUAAAAGGAAUGUCCUGGGUAUUCUAUGUCAGGAGUUAUCUGUCACCUCUUACAACCUCUAGGUAAUCAAUUACCUUGACAACCUUGCCCCACAUCUCUGUUAAGUCAGCUGGGUGUCCUCUCACACACCCUGUGCUGAUGUUUAAAAAAUUUGUCUUGUGUUCAAAUGCGUUUGACAGCCACGCUGAUCUGCUGGGUGCUGAACCAUUUCUCUGUAAUUGUAACAUCAAAAUGACAACAACAGCAGAGCAAUGAACCUUGCACAGUCCUACAGCAUGCCUGAGACAAGACUCCAACAAGUAAUAAUUAGCUUUUUUCCUUUGGCCGCCUACAACACUUGUCUAACGAAAGAGCUUCCCAAAGCAGGAGGAAAGGCCAUAUAGAUUCUGGACGUCAUUCAGAGCCAGUCCUUGCUGAAAUGUGGUCUUCCAAUGGAAUCACUUGUAUUCUUGGGAGAACAAAUAUUGGAUGUAAAGUAAUGCUAGGAGCAGAGAGAAAGAGAAAGGUGAACCAUACUGAAGAACUUUGGAUUUUUUUUUAAGAGGGAUAAAUAUGGUUCUUAAUAGGGGGAAAAAAUCUAUCACAGAAAAAGUUCACAACUGAUAUUUUUACAAAAGUUUUAUAGGAUACUACAAGAUGGAAACAUCUUUCAAGGUGGAAUGCUUUAGAAAGCAAAGGCUUGGCGCAGUCCUAGACCUGUGUAAGGGUAGCGGUUAACUGUUAUGUCAAAAUUCUCUUUAGUGUAGUCACUGAGAACCAGAGUAUUGAUAAUCAAAAUGUCGGAAUUACCUGGAGAGACCAAGACAUUCUACACCAUUCUGCAUUGACCAUUUCUACAAAUUUGUCCAGACACCUACAAGCAGCUUCCUUGGGUAUCAGAUGCCAGGGUCAACCUUGUACCUGUGAAAAGAGGUCCAUCUGGUGAUUCUAAAAUCUGUAUGUGUUUGUGUGUUUGUAUGUACAUUGCACAUUUACACCUGUAAAAAUACAGACUCUCAUCUAGAAACCCACAUAGGCUGGCAGUUGCUGAGCCUUUCCAGCCUUUAUGAUCUGAAGGUUGAGCAUCAGUGAAAGAAGAGAGGCUGUUGAAUGACUAUCAAAAUGAUCAAAGAUGUAAAUUAUGUGCCAUUUUAAAACUUUGUUCAUAUUUAUCAAAUGGUUACUAUCUACAGCUAUAUUCCUUAUUAAGUUAUUAAAAGUCAUGUUGAAAAAAACGAUCAAACUCAUAAAUGUUUAGUACCUAAUACUAGCCUAGUGUUCAAAAGCACUCUAAAAGAUAUUUUGUCCGUAUUUUGGAGAAGAAAAUAGUUGCAUGUUUAAUUCAAGAUUUAGGCUACCUUGGAGUAGAUUAAAAGUGCUGUGUGAUAAAAUAUCAAUCAAGUACUUAAAAAAUGGCACUUUAUGUUUUUUUUAAACCAUAAAUAAUGCACUGUUUUAAACUUCAGUUCAGUAUUGAAUAUUGACUGGUAUGUAGAAUCCAAUUUCGUAAUUAAAAAGUAAUUUGUGACUAGACUAGGACUUUUUCCUUGUUAUUAGUAAAACAGUUUUGCCAUGUUCAGGCUUUAAAAAAAAAUGUGCUUUUGCGUCACUAAGCAUAUCUAUAAGGAAAAUACAAUUUCUGUGGAGUGGCCUCUGAAACUUGGCUUUCUUACAUUUGGUUGGAAUAUGUGACAAUCCCUAUGAAAUGAGUGGAAGUAUGAUUUUUGAAUUAAAUGACUUUUCCAUUUGGUGGU